UCCGCCCGUCGUAGUUUUGCAGGUAUGAGAAACUCAGACAGACAGCUGGCUCUAAACAGAACACAUACUUGUGGCCUCAAGAUAGUAGUUUUUAGACUUUGUUUUUCUCCUGGUUUUCUCUGCUGUAUCAUGGCUCUCAAUUUAUCAUCCAAUUACAAAUUCUUCAGGAGAGUGACUAGUGUAGCUGCCCAACAAACAGCCCAGCUGCAUCAGUUGGCAGCGAAACUCACGUCCUGUCACUCACAGUCGACAUCCAUCCCAGCUCCUGGAGCACCAGUGUUGAACUGUGCUGCUUUGGCAGCUCCUGCAGUGGUCGGUGGAGGCUGGUCUCUUCUGUCAGUGCGUCAUAAAAUUCGAAACUACUUUCCCAAACCCCGUGAAGAAAAGAGACUGAAGUACACGUGGGAAGAGCGUAUAAAAACUCCUGGUGGAAGAGCCAUUCUCAUGAGACGUAUUCUCAAGGGAAGACAUGCCAUUACGCAUCCACCAAGCAUGCUGCCUCAUUGGCCCCACAGGCCCUAUUAAUGAAGAUUCAUUUGUUUUGUUUCAUGUUGAUUUAGUUCUCUAUUAAUAAAUUAAUUCCUAUAAUGACAGCA
Molecule: messenger RNA, 596 nt
Organism: Frankliniella occidentalis (western flower thrips)
Lineage: Eukaryota; Metazoa; Arthropoda; Insecta; Thysanoptera; Thripidae
Gene: mRpL34
Exons: 2
Coding region: 25-525 (166 amino acids)
Biological process (GO): translation
Cellular component (GO): ribosome
Molecular function (GO): structural constituent of ribosome
Source: RefSeq, a predicted model, not a curated record